AUGAACGAAGCUCAGGUGUUCUUCAUGGGCAUGGUGUACGGGCAGUACCUGGCCGGUGGCGUGGGCGCGCCACCCGGCGGCGGCGGCGGCGAGGACCCGAAACGUCCGUGGCGUCCCAUGUCGUCACACGAGGCGGACGCCGUCCCGGCGGCGGCGCAGCAGCGCAAGAAGAAAGCGGCGUCCCGCAACCGCAGCAAGAACGAGUCCGGGGACGGGCCUCACCCUUGCCCCGUCUGCGACCGCCGCUUCGACUGCCGCAAGGCCGUGCACGGGCACCAGCGCAGCCACCCGGAGCGCGCCUGGCGCGGCAUGGCGCCGCCGGCCGAGCUGCCGGUGGUUGCCGUGACCGCUGACGGGAGACAGCUGCGCUACGCGUGCGAGCGCUGCGGGGGCCAGUUCGAGACGCGCCAGGCGCUCGGCGGCCACCGCGCCAGCCACAGCGGCAGGCUCGGCUGCUACUGGCUCUCCAAGCAGCACCAGGACAGGCCGGCGCAGCAAGUCGUCAUGCCCUUCGAUCUGAACGAGCCAGCCGUGCCGCCAUCACCGGAGCAGCAGCCGGAGGAUCAGGAGGGGAACGAGAAAGAGAAGGAGGAGUAG
Messenger RNA from Sorghum bicolor (sorghum), 597 nucleotides. Its product is annotated as zinc finger protein ZAT3. The coding region runs from base 1 to 597 and encodes 198 amino acids. The record is from RefSeq and is a predicted model, not a curated record. NCBI's taxonomy places the organism in Eukaryota, Viridiplantae, Streptophyta, Magnoliopsida, Poales, Poaceae. The transcript has a single exon.